GAUGGAGUUACAGUAUGUAAGUGGAACUAUUGUAGCUCUUCUGUUACUAGGAUGUGGUUUUUCAUUGCGAAUGUCGAGAAGAAAGAGGCGAAGCAAAGGUGGCUCAAUUGGGUUUCAGAAACAUGGGAAUGGAGACGGACAUCGGGACGUUGCUGAAAGUGACGAUGUCGUUAUUGUUGGUGCCGGGGUGGUUGGCUCUGCUCUUGCUUAUGCUCUUGGCAAGGAAGGGCGUCGGGUUCAUGUGAUCGAAAGAGACCUGUCUGAACCAGACAGGAUUGUUGGCGAACUUCUUCAACCGGGAGGCUAUUUGAAAUUAGUGGAGUUGGGUCUAGAGGAUUGUGUAAAAGACAUUGAUGCACAAGAAGUUUUCGGGUAUGCUCUUUUCAAGGAUGGAAAGAAGACAAGAAUUCCAUAUCCCUUAAAGAAUUUUCGCUCAGACGUUGCCGGGAGAAGCUUCCACCAUGGAAGAUUUAUCCAGCGAUUAAGGGAGAAAGCAUCGUCUUUAUCAAAUGUGAGACUAGAACAAGGUACGGUAACAUCCCUGCUUGAGGAAAAUGGGAUGAUCAAAGGGGUGAAUUACAAGACAAGGACUGGGGAAGCAUCGACUGCAUAUGCUUGCCUUACGGUUGUGUGUGACGGUUGUUACUCAAAUCUCCGACGCUCACUUUGUAAUCCUAAGGUAGAUGUCCCUUCGUGUUUUGUUGGUUUAGUCCUAAAGAACUGUCAACUUCCAUUUGAAAAUCACGGGCAUGUCAUUCUGGCGGAUCCGUCGCCCAUCCUGUUUUAUCCAAUAAGUAGUCACGAGAUUCGCUGUUUAGUUGAUGUACCUGGCCAAAAUGUGCCUUCGAUCACAAAUGGUGAAUUGGCGCAGCAUUUGAAGACUGUCGUGGCGCCACAGGUGCCUCCUGAGCUGCACGAUUCCUUCAUGACUGCAAUUGACUCGGGGAAUGUAAAACCGAUGGCCAACAGAAGCAUGCCGGCCGAUCCUUGUCCCACUCCCGGGGCAGUUUUAUUGGGAGACGCAUUUAACAUGCGACAUCCUUUAACUGGUGGAGGAAUGACUGUGGCUUUAUCAGACGUUGUUGUUCUACGAGAUCUACUCAGACCUUUAAGUGAUUUCAACGAUGCAUCAACCCUGUGCCGAUAUCUUGAAUCUUUCUAUACAAUUCGUAAGCCCAUGGCAUCAACGAUAAAUACACUAGCAGGUGCCCUAUACAAGGUCUUCUGUGCAUCUCCUGAUCCUGCAAGAAAGGAAAUGCGCCAAGCAUGUUUCGACUACCUGAGCCUUGGAGGCAUAUUUUCACUCGGACCGAUUGCAAUACUCUCUGGACUCAAUCCUCGACCACUGAGCUUGGUUCUCCACUUCUUUGCUGUGGCUGUGUAUGGCUUUUGGUGCUUGAUGCUGCCUUUUCCUUCCCCAGACCGCAUUUAUACCGGGGCAAGAUUGAUUUCAGGUGCGUCUGGCAUCAUCUUUCCCAUACUCAAAGCUGAAGGCAUUAGACAGAUGUUCUUUCCAUUCUUCAUGCCGGCGUACUACAGAGCUCCCCUGUUGAGGCAAAUCAUACAGAAGAAAGAACCACGCCCAUGAUCGACGAGAUGUCCCAUUAGCAUUUAUUCUACACAUGUUUCCA
Messenger RNA from Syzygium oleosum, 1631 nucleotides. RefSeq names its product squalene monooxygenase SE1-like. Gene Ontology annotation, biological process: sterol biosynthetic process. The record is from RefSeq and is a predicted model, not a curated record. The transcript has 8 exons. Gene Ontology annotation, molecular function: flavin adenine dinucleotide binding; squalene monooxygenase activity. Gene Ontology annotation, cellular component: endoplasmic reticulum; membrane. The coding region runs from base 2 to 1588 and encodes 528 amino acids. Lineage: Eukaryota; Viridiplantae; Streptophyta; Magnoliopsida; Myrtales; Myrtaceae.